This is a messenger RNA of Puma concolor (puma), 2266 nucleotides long. The record is from RefSeq and is a predicted model, not a curated record. Lineage: Eukaryota; Metazoa; Chordata; Mammalia; Carnivora; Felidae.
GAUCCCCUGUCCGAGCCGGAGGCCGGUGCAGCCUGGGUUCCCGCGGCCGCGCGGUGCCCUGCAUCCGUGUCUCGCCGGAGCCGCGGCGGCGCGGCAGGUACCCCCGGAGCCACCCACGUCCCCACCUAAGCUCUCUGCUGCCUUGUCUCGGCCUCCCCUGCUGGGGUAGCUGCCACCAUGUUCUCGUGUGUGAAGCCCUACGAGGACCAGAACUACUCCGCCCUGAAGCGGGCCUGUCUGCGCAGGAAGGUGCUCUUCGAGGACCCCAACUUCCCGGCCACCGACGACUCCCUGUACUACAAGGGCACCCCGGGGCCCACUGUCAGGUGGAAGCGGCCCAAGGACAUAUGUGAGGACCCCCGCCUUUUUGUGGACGGCAUCAGCUCCCACGACCUGCACCAGGGCCAAGUGGGCAACUGUUGGUUUGUGGCGGCCUGCUCGUCACUCGCCUCCCGGGAGUCACUGUGGCAAAAGGUCAUCCCAGACUGGAAGGAGCAGGAGUGGGACCCUGAGAAACCCAGCGCCUACGCGGGCAUCUUCCACUUUCACUUCUGGCGCUUUGGGGAGUGGGUGGACGUGGUCAUUGAUGAUCGACUGCCCACGGUCAACAACCAGCUCAUCUACUGCCACUCCAACUCCCGCAGCGAGUUCUGGUGCGCCCUGGUGGAGAAGGCCUAUGCCAAGCUGGCGGGCUGUUACCAGGCCCUGGAUGGAGGCAACACGGCGGAUGCGCUGGUGGACUUCACAGGUGGCGUUUCCGAGCCCAUCGACCUGACUGAGGGUGGCUUUGCCAAUGAUGAGGCCAAGAGGAACCAGCUCUUUGAGCGUGUGUUGAAGGUGCACAGCCGAGGAGGCCUCAUCAGUGCCUCCAUCAAGGCAGUGACAGCAGCAGACAUGGAGGCCCGCCUGGCAUGUGGCCUGGUGAAGGGACAUGCAUAUGCCAUCACUGAUGUGCGCAAGGUGCGCCUGGGCCACGGCCUGCUGGCCUUCUUCAAGUCGGAGAAGCUGGACAUGAUCCGCCUGCGUAAUCCUUGGGGCGAGCGGGAAUGGAACGGGCCCUGGAGUGACACCUCAGAGGAGUGGCAGAAAGUGAGCAAGAGUGAGCGGGAAAAGAUGGGGGUGACCGUGCAGGAUGACGGGGAGUUCUGGAUGACCUUCGAGGACGUGUGCCGAUACUUCACCGACAUUAUCAAGUGCCGUGUGAUCAAUACGUCUUACCUGAGCAUCCAUAAGACGUGGGAGGAGGCCCGGCUGCGUGGCGCCUGGACGCGGCAUGAGGACCCCCGGAAGAACCGCAGCGGGGGCUGCAUCAAUCACAAGGACACCUUCUUUCAGAACCCGCAAUACAUCUUUGAUGUCAAGAAGCCAGAAGAUGAAGUGCUGAUCUGCAUCCAGCAGCGGCCCAAACAGUCUACCCGCCGGGAUGGCAAGGGUGAAAAUCUGGCCAUUGGCUUUGACAUCUACAAGGUGGAGGAGAACCGUGAGUACCGCAUGCACGGUCUGCAGCACAGGGCCGCCAGCUCCAUCUACAUCAACUCGCGCAGCGUCUUCCUGCGGACGGACCAGCCCGAGGGCCGCUAUGUCAUCAUCCCCACCACCUUCGAGCCAGGCCACACUGGCGAGUUCCUCCUCCGGGUCUUCACUGACGUGCCCUCCAACUGCCGGGAGCUGCGCCUAGAUGAGCCUCCCCACUCCUGCUGGAGCUCCUUGUGCGGCUACCCACAGCAGGUGACCCAGGUGCACAUCCUAGGGGCUACCGGUCUCAAGGACUCCUCGACGGGGGCCAACUCUUAUGUGAUCAUUAAGUGUGAAGGGGACAAAGUCCGCUCGGCGGUGCAGAAAGGUACCUCCACACCCGAGUACAACGUGAAAGGCAUCUUCUACCGCAAGAAGCCAGGCCAGCCCAUCACAGUCCAGGUGAUCAACCACCGAGUCCUGAAGGACGAAUUCCUGGGCCAGGUGCACCUGAAGGCUGACCCGGAUGACCUCCAGGCCCUGCACACCCUCCACCUCCAGGACCGCAGCAGCCGGCAGCCCAGCGACCUGCCAGGCACGGUUGCUGUAUGUGUCUUCAGUAGCACGUCCCUCACGGCCGUCUGACCCCUGUCCCUCUGCCUGGCCUCCACAGUUUUACCGCCAUCUGCAUGUCCCCAGCCAGGCCAGGGACUAGCCUGGGAGCCAGGACACUGGGGGCCUUUUCCCAGCUUUUCCGCUGACUUGCUGUGUGACCUUGGGAGGCCUCUGCCCCUCUCGGGGCCUCAGUGUC